Molecule: messenger RNA, 2541 nt
Organism: Anopheles moucheti
Lineage: Eukaryota; Metazoa; Arthropoda; Insecta; Diptera; Culicidae
Product: glutamyl aminopeptidase-like
Exons: 6
Coding region: 1-2541 (846 amino acids)
Biological process (GO): proteolysis; peptide catabolic process
Cellular component (GO): cytoplasm
Molecular function (GO): metalloaminopeptidase activity; peptide binding; zinc ion binding
Source: RefSeq, a predicted model, not a curated record
AUGGAGAUGGCCGCAUCUCGAGGUGUUAUCUACAGUGUCUUCCUAGUGUUGGGAUUCUGUGCCGUGCACGGUGCUGCGGAUGAGAACUUUCGUUUGCCGAACGGCACCAUACCAAUGCACUACAUCCUUCGUGUGGACACUGCCAUCGAUCAGAACAUAUUCAACUACACUGGAAAUGUACAGAUCAGUGUCGUGAUAUUGCAUCCGACCACGCAGCUAGUGCUGCACAGUACACGGAAUAACAUUUCGCAGAUCCAGCUACGUGACCAGGACGGACGGCAGGUUCAAAUAAAGAACUUCAAGCUGGACAACCUGCGGGAGUUCUUGGUGAUCGAAGCAGCAACAUUACUAUACUCCAGGCACGGGACAUACACGCUCGAGAUCGAUUUCACCAACAGUGUCGAUCGUUUCGAUUUGACUGGCUUCUACAAAGUAUCGUACCAAACCGGGAACGAUGCCGUGCGGUACAUCGGAGUGACACACUUUUCACCAAUCAACGCAAGGUCCGCCUUUCCGUGCUUUGAUGAGCCAAAUCUGAAGGCCACAUUUGAUCUGCACGUCAGCUGUGGACGGACGUACCACGUACGCUCCAAUACACCUGCUCGUACCGUCCUGCCUCUGCCGAAUGGCAACAGGCUGUACAGCUUCACCACAACACCCCGGAUGUCGACGUACCUUGUGGCGUGGUUCGUUUCGGACUAUGUUAGCGAGAGUAAAGUGUUGACCGAAUGGCCCACGGUAACUGUCACCACAUGGGCCAACCCUUCGUCGAGCCAUUUGCUGUCCUACUCGGUGGACGCCUCGGUACGGUUCCUCCGUGCGAUGAGGCAAUACUUUGCCCAACCGUACGGCUUACCCAAAAUCGACAACAUUGUCGUACCGCAGUUUAACUUACUGCCGGAAGCGAUGGAAAACUGGGGACUGGUAACGUACAGAGGAAACGCGUUAUACGUUAACCCCCAGACCGAUGGUGUGAAGCAGAAGCGGGCUGUGGCACACAUUAUCGCCCACGAGUACACACAUCAAAUUUUUGGCAACCUUCUCACGCCCGCCCGGUGGAGCUAUCUGUGGCUUGCGGAAGGUUUCGCCCACUUCUACUCGUACUACUUGGGAUCGAUCAGCCACCCGGAGCAUAACUUUCGCAAACGAUUCCUUACCGAAUCGUUGCAGCUGACAUUUUACUUGGACAGUUUUGCCUCCGUUCAGCAAAUGACCCGCUACGUGGAGACGCGUAACGACAUUGUAGGCAUGUAUUCUUCCGUCGUGUACUCUAAGGCGGGCUGCGUUAUUCGCAUGAUGAACUAUGCACUGGGGGAACGUAUUUUUCGGCGCGGAAUUCGGGGCUACAUCCAGCGAAAUAAAAAGCAGGGCAUCGUAACGGAGUACGAUCUGUUCGAAAGUCUCGAGCUGGCUGCCAGGAAGGAAGAGGCUCUACCUAAGCAUCUGACGAUGCAUGAAGUAUUUCGUACCUGGAGCCAUCAGGCCGGUUACCCUGUGGUGCGUGUGCGACGUGAAGGAAACCAGUACUUCUUCACCCAGCAGCGCUAUCUGUCAGAUCCUGCGUACAGGCCCACAGCCAACGGCUCCUGGUGGAUACCGAUAUCUUUCGCAACGGCAAACAACACAACCUACGAAAAAUUGCCAGCCUUCUGGAUGGCGCCGAACGUGUCAGAGGUGUCGCACACGAUUCAAACAUCCGCCGGUGAUGUGGUGGUGUUUAAUCCUCAAUCCACUGGACUGUACCGUGUGGAGUACGAUGGUUCCCUGCUGCGAGGAAUUAUCGAUCAACUCUCCAAUAAUCAUACUGCAAUUGAUCCUACAGCACGUGCCCGUUUAAUUGAUGACACUUUACAACUAACGCUCAACCGUGGAGGCAACUUCAGUACAGUGUUGCAGCUUUUGAGCUACUUGCGCGAUGAAGCUGACAUCUUACCGUGGUCCGUUGUAAGGGAAAAUGUACGCUACAUGCAGUCAAUGUUGCGUGCCGAUGUGAAGACAUCGCGAUUGUUACAAUCGUUCGUCGAGACGAUCGUAGCUCCGUUGCUAUCCAGACACGAUCUACACCCCUCGGCUCCCUUGAAUGGAUCCGAUUCGAUCGACGAGUUACGGUCAAUUGCGAUAGAAUUAGCCUGUGGUGCUAGUGAGUCAUGCCAAAAAGCAUCCAAAGCUAUUCUACAACAUACCGCGUACAGAGCCUUUCUGUUUCAGCUCAGCGAUUCCGUCCGUCCCAAAGAGUUACAUCGUUUAAUCGUCGGUUCCAAGGUGUCGCCUCGCGUUCUGCUGGCAUCAAUCGGAUCGGAACUUUCACUUCGCGGUCGACAAUCUACCGAUCCAAACACCAUUUGCAAGACUCUAAUCGCUAUUGCCCGCUUUGCAAUGGAACCGUCAGAAGAAAUGUUGUUAAUCUCUGUUGCAUCGACGUACUUCUCGUGGGUUGUACCGGAGAUCGAGCAGCAGCUGAUGAUCAAUCGUAGAUGGAGAGAUCGGAACGUUCAACCCCUGACGGAUGCUCUUUCACGGUUCUCGCUGCGAAAGGCUUGA